Molecule: messenger RNA, 1412 nt
Organism: Physcomitrium patens
Lineage: Eukaryota; Viridiplantae; Streptophyta; Bryopsida; Funariales; Funariaceae
Product: cytochrome c1-2, heme protein, mitochondrial
Biological process (GO): mitochondrial electron transport, ubiquinol to cytochrome c
Cellular component (GO): respiratory chain complex III
Molecular function (GO): heme binding; electron transfer activity
Source: RefSeq, a predicted model, not a curated record
CUUGUGCCCUCGCGAGGAGAGACGUCUUCGUGCGGGGCGAGGAAGGAGGCCAUGAGACUGGGCGAGAGGCGUUUCGGAGUAGUCUCGGCAGGAAGCGCACAUGCUCGCAGAGGGAGUGGAGUGUAGAGGAGAGGAGAAGAGGCGAUGGCGGGGCGGGGAGCAUCGGGCCCCGUGGUGCGGGCGCUGUCGCGAGCGGCGCGUGCGUUGAAGCAGAGGCAUGGCGGUGAUGCGGAGGCCGGAGUGGUGCGCGCGUUGGGAGCGAGCGCGCAGCAGCAGGAAGGCAAUGGUGAGGGUUAUGGGGUGAGGGGAUUUCGAGGGCUGGCGCUGGUGGGCGCCGGGACCACGGGGCUUCUCGGGCUGGCAGGUGUGGCGUACGCCGAUGAGGCGGAGCACGGGCUGGCGCCACCGCAGUACCCAUGGUCGCACAACGGCGUGCUGAGCGGGUACGACCACGCUUCGAUCCGGCGGGGGCACCAGGUUUUCCAGCAGGUGUGCGCGGCGUGCCACAGCGCGUCUCUGGUGGCGUAUCGAGACUUGAUCGGGGUGGCGUACACUGAAGAUGAGGUGAAGUGCCUGGCCGCGGAGGUGGAAGUGGAGGAUGGUCCGAAUGACGAGGGCGAGAUGUACAUGCGGCCUGGCAAGCCGAGCGACCAUUUCCAGAAUCCUUAUCCGAACGAGUCGGCUGCUCGAUUCGCGAACGGCGGGGCGUACCCGCCGGACUUGAGCUUGAUCACGAAGGCGCGUCACGACGGGCAGAAUUACGUGUAUGCGUUGCUGCUGGGGUACCGCGAGCCGCCUGCGGGAGUGUCGGUGCGGGAGGGUUUGCACUACAAUCCGUACUUUCCCGGGGGCGCGAUCGCGAUGCCGAAGAUGCUGACGGACGGGGGUGUGGAGUACGAGGACGGGACGGCGGCGACGGAGUCGCAGAUGGCGAAGGACGUGGUGACAUUUUUGUCGUGGGCAGCGGAGCCGGAGAUGGACGAGCGGAAGCUGGCAGGAGCGAAGUGGAUCUUCGUGCUGAGUUUGGCGCUGCUGCAAGCGGCGUACUACAAGAGGUUUAGGUGGGCACCGAUAAAGUCGAGGAAGCUGGUGUUCGAUGUGGUGAACUAGAAUUGGGAUGCGCGGAGGGGGCGAAUUGAGGAGAUGAAUUGAGGAGGAUGCAGAGGGAACAGCGGUGGGGAGGGUGUUGGCGACAAUGCUGGUGGUGGAAGAUUAUUUAAAUUAGGUUUAAUCUUGAAAUUGGCAGAUAAAUACACGAAUAUUUUUCUUCUAGCCUUGGCAUUCGAUUCGGAGGCAGUGAAUGGAAUGAAAUUGUCUGAUUCGCGAAGAUCUUUAAUGUAAGACUAUAGUGACAAAUGACGAGUUUUCCCUCGAUAAUGAUAAAGUUAACUUCUCGUGACCUUUAAUGUGAA